This is a messenger RNA of Sceloporus undulatus (fence lizard), 922 nucleotides long. RefSeq names its product protein-L-isoaspartate(D-aspartate) O-methyltransferase-like. NCBI's taxonomy places the organism in Eukaryota, Metazoa, Chordata, Lepidosauria, Squamata, Phrynosomatidae. The coding region runs from base 188 to 922 and encodes 244 amino acids. Gene Ontology annotation, biological process: protein modification process. Gene Ontology annotation, cellular component: cytoplasm. Gene Ontology annotation, molecular function: protein-L-isoaspartate (D-aspartate) O-methyltransferase activity. The transcript has 8 exons. The record is from RefSeq and is a predicted model, not a curated record.
CCCUCCUUUACGUAACAGGAGGACGCGAAACAACAAGAAGUCUUAUUUACCCAGCGCGCGUGCGCGUUGCCCUUACUUCCUAGCGACUAAAAAGAAGCGUCAGGUGGAGCGGGAAGGGCAGAAUGUGAGCGUCGACGUCGCUACUGCGGCUGCGCAGGCCUGGGAAUCCCUGGCACAUUUUUAUGUGAUGAGACACAUGCUGCUGAUUGCUACCUUGCUCAUGGGACUUCUGCUAUCCAGAACCAUGGCGUGGACCUCAACUGGGAAGACGCAUGCUGAAUUGCUCAACAACCUUUACAAAAAUGGUGUGAUUAAGUCUCAGCACGUUUUUGAUGUGUUGCUGGCUACAGACAGAGCUCACUAUAUCAAGUAUUUCCCAUAUAUGGAUUCGCCUCAGUCAAUAGGAUACAAGGCUACAAUAAGUGCACCUCAUAUGCAUGCUCAUGCCCUUGAGUUACUGAAGGACCAGUUGGUGGAAGGAGCAAAAGCCCUGGAUGUAGGAUCAGGAAGUGGAUAUCUUACAACUUGCUUUGCUAGGAUGGUAGGGCCAACAGGGAAAGCAGUGGGCAUUGAACACAUCGAAGAGCUGGUUCAUGAAUCCAUCAGAAAUGUCAGAGAAGAUGAUCCAACUUUGCUGAGUUCUGGGCGAGUAAAACUUAUAGUUGGGGAUGGCAGGAAGGGGUAUCCUGAAGAAGCCCCUUAUGAUGCCAUCCAUGUUGGAGCAGCUGCCCCGACAGUGCCAAAAGCGUUACUGAAUGAGCUGAAACCAGGAGGGCGACUAAUUCUGCCAGUAGGACCAGAGGGUGGAAACCAGGUUAUGAUGCAGUAUGACAAGACUAAAGAUGGUCAGAUUGUAGAAACACAUCUGAUGGGGGUGAUAUAUGUUCCUUUGACAGACAAGGAGAAACAGUGGCCUCGGUAA